AUGGAAACUGCCGCAGAAAUAGCGCAGCAGCGCAUCAUCCACUUGCGAAAGACAAUUGCCUAUGGCAAGACGCAGCCCAAGCGAUUCUUGCCCCAUUUCCUCCAAAAAUGGGAGGAGGAGAUUGCCAGCCUUUUGCCGAUCGCCAAUCCUUUGCCGGCGUCGCCAAACCCAGAGACGAGUGCCGCUCCUGGGAAGGAGGAAAAGAAGGUUGCCGAACUGAGCGGAAGCCUGUGGGUUCCCAAGAGUGCUCUCAUGAAGAAGUACUUUGGAAACGAAUUGCCGCUGCCACCUUCGAGACCAUCAAUGUCUCUUCCUCCACAGACCCCUGCCCCUGCCCCGGCCACGACCAACGAGAGGGAAACAACUGCCGGGCCCAUCAACGGCCUGUCGAGAGCCGACGCUCACCGUGCCGCGAGGGAUUCCUGGUGCAAGGAGCAUGGCCUGGAUCCCAACGAUGAGAUCAGCGGGUGGAAGUACGCGGAAUUCCGGCGACGUGGGGGAAGAUGA
Messenger RNA from Alternaria conjuncta, 507 nucleotides. RefSeq lists its product as uncharacterized. The record is from RefSeq and is a predicted model, not a curated record. NCBI's taxonomy places the organism in Eukaryota, Fungi, Ascomycota, Dothideomycetes, Pleosporales, Pleosporaceae. The transcript is spliced from 2 exons. The coding region runs from base 1 to 507 and encodes 168 amino acids.